Molecule: messenger RNA, 897 nt
Organism: Athene cunicularia (burrowing owl)
Lineage: Eukaryota; Metazoa; Chordata; Aves; Strigiformes; Strigidae
Gene: AURKAIP1
Product: aurora kinase A interacting protein 1
Exons: 4
Coding region: 230-838 (202 amino acids)
Biological process (GO): mRNA processing
Cellular component (GO): mitochondrion
Source: RefSeq, a predicted model, not a curated record
GAGGGCUGUGGGCGCCUUUUUCUUUUGCUGUGGGAAUAACACCUGCGGCACGGAGCUGAAGUGUGCCAGUGGGCCUCGGGUUGAAAUCGCCUGAAAUUGCCUUAUUUUUAAAUCUUUAUUAACCCUCUCUGCAACCCGGCUACACCAGUGCUUGUGGGCCAGGCCCUUAAAGCAAAACCCCACAGCCUGUUGUCGUUACUGGCUCUGACAGUGACCGAAGUGAAACAAUAUGUUAAUAUCACAGCUGACUUCCCCGUUACUGAAGGCUUCACGAAUUGCAGGCCGCCUUUUGCCAAGGUCAGUGUCUUCCUUUCUUUGCCAUCAUUCUACAUCUGCACGCUAUAGCACGCAGCCACCUAACAAGAGUGGAGCCCAGCCUCAGCGGUGGUAUGCUCUGGACCCUGAACUGGAAGAGAUGCUGAUCCCCAGAAAACUUUCCAUCAGCCCCUUAGAAAGCUGGCUGACAGUUAGAUACUCCCUCCCUAAAGCAGAAGUCGUUAAUGCUGAGGAAGAAGUGGGCUAUGAACCCCUCCAGCAGUAUGACUGUCCCCCAUCUGAUGAAGGAGCUGAUGUGGAGGAAGGAGAUGGAACACUUAGCAACAAGAUUCAGUGUAAGAACGUUCUGAAGAUUCGCAGAAGGAAAAUGAAUCGGCACAAGUUCAAAAAGCUGCUGAAGCGGAGGAAGUUUAUACGGAGGACGAUAAAGGAAGGUCGCAAGAAGAAACGUCAGAUAAAAUUUGAGAAAGAUUUGGAGCGCAUCUGGAAAAGAGCUGGUUUGAAAAAUCCUCCUGCGGGAUGGCGAACACCCCCGAUAUUUCUGAAAAGCUCAAAGCGAUAAAAACACUUGUAAUGAGUUUUAACCUGUAAUUGUAAUUAAAAAAUAUUUAAGUACGCGGA